AGGACUGCUUCGCUUUCAUUCCACCUACCCACUACAACAAUGUCUCUUUUUGCACGCACUGGAAGGCUUUCAUUAAGUCGUCAACAGCUUCUUCGAGCAGCAGCCCCUGCACCAGUUACAGGAGGAAGUGGAGACCAAAGACUAGAGAUCAUUCGUCGUGUUCUAUUCGAGCAACCUACUCGAGAAACGCCUAAUCUCGAAGGCGAAGCUUUGCAGCAGCAUGAGACCAUUGAACGAGCUUGGAAAUUGCACCAAAAUCAAGAACGUGAACGUAGAAAUCGUGAACUUGAAAAGAAAUUUCGUAAGAUGAGUGCUGCUAUGAAUGAACUGGAGAAGACCAGUGAUAGAUUGUUCAAGGCCGCCAUCGUCAAAAGUCGUCAUAUCACCUUCCCUCGUGAAAUGAAGAUCCCCACAGAAACUCCAUCACCACAAGGCUGGAACCACGACUACACACCUCCUGUCGAAGUUGUUCCAGCAAAGAACUCAUGAGCGCAGGAACUGCCCAACGUUUGAGCUGUUGCAUCUUUUUGACACCUAUUGGUAACCCACCCCAUCUUUCAAAAUCCUAUCUGUAGACUCACAAUGUAAAAUACCCACCCUCCGUUCUGCAAAGGCUUAGCUACAACAGAGCAUUCAAAAUAAACUUGAAAAAUGAUAGACUAACAAAUCAAUUGGAAAUAUAAUGAAAAGGUGUGAUUAAGGAUG
This is a messenger RNA of Umbelopsis ramanniana AG, 705 nucleotides long. RefSeq lists its product as uncharacterized. NCBI's taxonomy places the organism in Eukaryota, Fungi, Mucoromycota, Umbelopsidomycetes, Umbelopsidales, Umbelopsidaceae. Gene Ontology annotation, biological process: mitochondrial translation. Gene Ontology annotation, molecular function: structural constituent of ribosome. The record is from RefSeq and is a predicted model, not a curated record. The coding region runs from base 40 to 489 and encodes 149 amino acids. The transcript has a single exon.